Ochlerotatus camptorhynchus is the source of this 4315-nucleotide messenger RNA. It is a transcript of the gene side-V, whose product is annotated as sidestep V. Bases 43 to 2922 code for a protein of 959 amino acids. Gene Ontology annotation, molecular function: protein binding. NCBI's taxonomy places the organism in Eukaryota, Metazoa, Arthropoda, Insecta, Diptera, Culicidae. The transcript is spliced from 18 exons. The record is from RefSeq and is a predicted model, not a curated record.
AAGCAGUAUUAUUAUUUAUGGAUCCUGGUGAGCCUCGGUGCGAUGCUGGAGCUGAGCGACGUAGGCCGGAGGUCCGCCAAGGGAAGCCCGCUCGUUCAGGCCAGUUCCGUCAUUGGCGAUGAGAAUGGUCCGCUGUUCGAAGUCCAAACAUCCGAAGGCCUGGACGUAUCGCUCCCGUGCGAUCUGCUGCCGUCCACGAUGACGAUGACGACCGACAAGGUGACCCUGGUCAUCUGGUACAAGGAAGGCAACAGCAAGCCAAUUUACUCGGUUGACGCCCGGGGCAAGCCAAUCCAGUACGCGAAUCACUGGUCCGACAAGACGGUCUUCCUAAACUCGUCGGUGUACUUCUAUCACGAAACAAACCCGCCGGCGCUCCGGAUAAGGAACAUCACACAUCACCUAGCCGGACUGUACAGAUGCCGGGUGGAUUUUCAAAAGUCGCCAACGAAGAACUGCCGGAUAGAUCUGGACGUACUCGUUCCUCCAUCCAGGGUGACCAUCCUGGACGAGCGGGGAGCAGCAGUUCUGGACAGCAUGGUCGGCCCCUACCAGGAACACGCCGAUAUCAAUUUGACCUGCGUGUCCAGCGGGGGCAUCCCGACGCCAAAGGUGACCUGGUGGAAGGAGCACGCCCUGCUGGACGACUCCUUCAUGAUCCUCCCGGACGGGACGGUUAAGAACGUCCUCUACCUGGAGAAACUGACCCGCAGUGAUCUACACUCGGUCUACACGUGCCAAGCCAGUAACGGGCAUCUGGUGCCACCACUGUCCAGCAAUGUUAAAUUAGUACUAAAUUUACCACCGCUGUUCAUCUCCAUGCAGGGCCUGCGGGAAACGCUGUCGGCCGGGAUCAAGACGCAAGUAUCCUGCCUCACCGCAGGCAGCCGGCCAUCGCCCAGUAUCGUGUGGACCAAAGGCGCUUCCACUAUCCGGGGCUCGUCGCAAACGACAACCAACGAUGGCAACGUGACCACGUCGGAGCUGGUGUUCGUGCCCGGACCGGAAGAUAAUGAAAAAUCAAUUACAUGCUCAAUUGACUACAGCGAACCCGGAAAACCGAUCAUCCGUCUCAAAGACUCCCAUGUGCUCGACAUCAGGCAUGUACCGGUGAUUUCACUGUCGCUCGGGGCACCGCUCGACUCGCAGAACCUGAUGGAGGGAUCGGACGUGUACCUGGAGUGCGACAUCAAAGCGAAUCCGCCGGCCAAGAAGAUCGAAUGGUUUCACAAUAACAAACUGCUACAAUCAGCACGCGGCGUAAUCAUCUCCAAUCAGACGCUGGUGCUGCAGAGCAUCACGAAGGCGACCCACGGGGAAUACAUGUGCAAGGCGGCCAACACGCUCGGGACUGUCCCGAGCAAUCAACUCUAUUUGGAUAUCAAAUAUCCACCGGUUUGCAAAUCAGAAGCACAAAUAAUACGUGCCGCUGUUAAGCAAACAGUUAACAUCACUUGCGAUAUCGACGCUAAUCCGAUGCACAACCUACUCUUCCGGUGGCAGUUUAAUAACUCACUGGAAAGCAUGCUGGAGCUGCCGCCGUACACGAACGUCGAAUUCGUCGAACCACUCCAGCAGCAGCACCAACAUCAGCUCGGGCUGGACCACAGCUCGGCAGCAUCAUCCUCAUCCUCAUCCUCAUCAUCAUCAUCGUCGUCGUCGUCGUCGUUAUCCCACGGGGACCAUCUCCAUCACCACCACCGCCUAUUGCCAUCGUCGCAGUCAUCGCAGUCAUCCCCGUCCGGCAGUAGCCACAAUCUCCUAGUUGGGCCGAAUCAGAAGCUAACGAUGCGGAGGAAGCCCGAACCGCCGAAGCCGGACCUCAUCGACGGCCAGCUGUACCUGUACCGGAUCGAAUCGUUCACCAACUUUGGUACGAUCACCUGCACGGCUACCAACACGUACGGCCAGAGUGGCCACUGCCUCUAUCAUAUUCUGGUGGCAGACGUACCUGAUCCAAUUAAAAGUUGCACAAUAUCAAAUGUGACCGCUUACACGGUACAUGUGUCAUGCAUCGCCGGCAAGGACGGAGGCAUUCCGCAGCAGUUCCAUGUUGACAUUUUCGACGAACAAACGAAGAAGCUCCUGUUCAGCAUCACUUUCCACGGCUCAGAGAUGCUGCUAAAGAAGCUUCCGAGCGAUACCAGGUUCAUCAUCAAGAUCACACCAUUCAAUCUUCAGGGAACGGCGCCCACCAGCUACCGCGUCAAGGCUCAGACACUGCCUGCUCCAUUGCUCCGGACAGCACCCUCGAAGGCGGUACUGGUUCAGCUUACGCCACUGCUGGGAGCACUGGUGGGGGCCGCCGUGACGCUCUUCCUCGUCGCCAUUUGCGUCAUCAUUUUCGUCAAGUUUAAAACGAAGAAGAAACAUCACCCGGCUGCUACGACCGAGCAGGACAAAGGCAGUGCCGAGCCACUGAGUCGAAACAUCGGAAGUCACUCGAGCAUCGACGACAAGAAUCCGGACGUGAUACCACACGAGAACAGCGAGGACGACGAUGAGAAGCAGUUCGAGCGGCUAGCAUUGGAUGCGGAGCGGUUGAAAUUUACGCAACCUCCGCUACCACUGGUGGUAAACUAUUCACCGACUCACCUGUCACCCACCGGAAACGGUCUGAAAAAGUUCGGUGAACUUUCCCUCACAACCAAUCCGAGCUAUGCGAUCUACAACUCCCCGGUUCGGAGUGCGUACGGUAGCACUAAUCCAUCGGGAACGACGACGACCGUGCUGCCAGCGCGGACAACGUCCCCGAACAUCUACACAAGACUGCCUUUGCGGGACUUUACGCCCAACACGUACGAUAGCAUGCUCAGUACGUCCCAGGCGACGCCCAGCGGCUUCGCGACGUCCCAAAUCUACACCGCCAAAAUGCCCCUGCUGACGACGAACUACGCCGAGCUGGCAUCGCUGGACAAAUGAUAGCAGUAAGGUAGGCGGCGGUCACAACACUAACGGCUUCCAUGACAACCGUUGUUCUACACUUGGAAGAACCCAAACAAGUCCACAAAACAGUCAAUUUUCAUAAACAAUGAAAGCUUCCAACUCCGCACUGGAAGCUGCUUGCCAUCGUCGUCACACCGUGGUUCAUCCCGAUCAACUAGUUAGGAAUUACCCUAGGUAAGCUAUUACAAAACUGACCGAUAGUCUAAUGAAAACAAAUCAAUCGUGUGUACAUAUGAACAAAAUCCAACCAAGAUUUUUUUUUGUACGUGUAGCCUGUAAGCUUAGCUAAAUUAUUGUUAAACAAGUGAAAGGAAAAACGAAUUUCAACACACGUUUAGGGAACACCCAGGAUGAGAUGAAAAUUGUUGAACAAUUUUACUGAUUUUAUCCACUACCCCUUCCCUUUCCAUCCAUCAACACAACCACAUGUUUCAACUUUUGGUUCGACUACUGGCGAUACCCAGACCGAUAGUGUGACAAGAGCGGCCAUAAAAUGAAAUACUUGUGCAAACACAGACGCUGGAAUGUCUUUUUUCUCUCUCUCCAUUAUCAUACACAUGUGCGCUUUCAUCGUUCGUUAUCAACGCCUACCUAGUUUAAGUCAACAGAAAAAAAAGUGUAUAGAAGAAUCCUUUAUUUACAUAUAGGCAUCUAGGAAGGCCGCGCAGACAUAGGGACUGACACUAGGUGAAAGGGGGAAAGCAGUGUGAGCAAAGAGCGGGCGUCUUACCCCUGCGCCUGCUACGAUCGAUUUCUUUUUGUGAUGUGAUAUCGAAAAAUGAGAGUUUAAUAUCGCUUGAACAAGUCAGUCAAAGGAAGAGACCAGAUACUAACAUACAAGAUAAAGCGCCUGUAGGUGUUGACAUUCGUGGUUGGUUGUUUUCGGUUUAUUUGCCAUAUCGCUUUCGGUCAACGGUACUACUACAGUAUGUAGGGAUACUUUUGGGUGGAUACAGUGGUGGUCACGUGGUUGGGACAGGUUUGGGACUAUCACGGGAAAUGAUUGAAAUACUUCGGAAAGGUAACUGAGGGGCUGUUCAUAAGCCACGUAGGGUUUGGUGACGUUUAGCGAGUGUCCAUGCAAAUUUCCAAAAAUUGGUAUGCAUGAUUGCCUACGUUGAGAAAUACCCUGCAUAGUUUGUGGACAACCCCUAAAAGCAUUCAAAAUGAGACUAUAUGUAUGUGAAUGAUGGAAUUCAAUGACUUUCGCCAAAACCUUCUCGGUUAGGAACCCAUGUUCGGUUUAAAUACUAACUUCCCUUCGAUCGAGGAUGAACGAUGGCCCUUAAUAUGAGUGUCACUUCACGGUUUAAGCACGGUUUACCGUGUAAAUCAAAUGGGAAUCAAUUCACCGAUAAGUUCGACAUCG